Molecule: messenger RNA, 4404 nt
Organism: Coregonus clupeaformis (lake whitefish)
Lineage: Eukaryota; Metazoa; Chordata; Actinopteri; Salmoniformes; Salmonidae
Product: ryanodine receptor 2
Exons: 25
Coding region: 50-3619 (1189 amino acids)
Biological process (GO): transmembrane transport; calcium ion transport; intracellular calcium ion homeostasis
Cellular component (GO): Z disc; calcium channel complex; sarcolemma
Molecular function (GO): calcium ion binding; ryanodine-sensitive calcium-release channel activity
Source: RefSeq, a predicted model, not a curated record
UCUAGACCUGAAUGCGUUUGAGCGUCAGAAUAAAGCCGAGGGACUGGGCAUGGUGACCGAGGAGGGGUCAGUCAUCACUCAUGAGCGUGGAGAGAAGGUGAUGCAGGAUGAUGAGUUCACCUGUGACCUGUUCCGCUUCCUCCAGCUGCUGUGUGAAGGUCACAACUCAGACUUUCAGAAUUACCUGAGAACACAGACAGGGAACAACACCACAGUGAACGUCAUCAUCUCUACCGUGGACUAUCUUCUCAGGGUUCAGGAAUCAAUCAGUGAUUUCUACUGGUACUAUUCAGGAAAGGAGGUCAUUGAUGAACAAGGACAGCGUAAUUUCUCCAAGGCAAUCAAUGUAGCCAAACAGGUCUUCAAUACUCUCACAGAGUACAUACAGGGCCCGUGUACUGGGAACCAGCAGAGUCUAGCUCACAGCCGUCUGUGGGACGCUGUCGUUGGCUUCCUCCAUGUCUUCGCUCACAUGCAGAUGAAGCUGUCACAGGACUCGAGCCAGAUAGAGUUGUUGAAAGAGUUGAUGGAUCUGCAGAAAGACAUGGUUGUGAUGCUGCUGUCCAUGCUGGAAGGCAACGUGGUCAACGGAACCAUCGGGAAGCAGAUGGUAGACAUGUUAGUAGAGUCCUCCAACAACGUGGAGAUGAUCCUCAAGUUCUUCGACAUGUUCCUCAAACUCAAAGACCUGACGUCGUCCGACGCCUUCAAGGAGUACGACCCGGAUGGUAAAGGGGUCAUCUCCAAGAGAGACUUCCACAAAGCCAUGGAGAGCCACAAGCACUAUACCCAGUCGGAGACAGAGUUCCUGCUCUCCUGUGCCGAGCCUGAUGAGAAUGAGCUAUUGGACUACGAGGAGUUUGUGGAGCGUUUCCACGAGCCGGCCAAAGACAUCGGCUUCAACGUGGCCGUGCUUCUGACCAACCUGUCUGAACACAUGCCCCACGACACGCGCCUGCAGACCUUCCUGGAGCUGGCUGAGAGUGUCCUGAACUACUUCCAGCCAUACCUGGGCCGCAUCGAGAUCAUGGGCAGUGCCAAGCGCAUCGAGAGGGUCUACUUCGAGAUCAGUGAGUCCAGUCGUACGCAGUGGGAGAAGCCCCAGGUCAAAGAGUCCAAACGCCAGUUCAUCUUCGACGUGGUCAACGAGGGCGGGGAGAAGGAGAAGAUGGAGCUGUUUGUCAACUUCUGCGAGGACACCAUCUUUGAGAUGCAGCUGGCCGCCCAGAUGUCCGACAUCGGGGAGCGGUCGGCCAUGAAGGAGGAGAGCGAGAAGGAGAAACCGGAAGAGGAAAGCCCUGAGAUGGGCUUCUUCUCUGUGACCACGGUCCGGACCGCCCUGAUGGCGCUACGCAACAACGUCAUGUUCCUGAUGAGUGUUCUGUCCAUGAAGAGCCUAAAGAAGCAGACGAAGAAGAUGAAGAAGAUGACGGUGAAGGACAUGGUGAUGACGCUGGUCUCCUUCUAUUGGUCCGUCAUCAUGGGCCUGUUCCACUUUACCUUCAGCGUCUCCAGAGGGUUCUGCAGAAUCAUGUCCAACACCUUCCUAGGAGGCAGUCUGGUAGAGGGAGCCAAGACUAUGAAGGUGUCUGACCUGCUGGCCAACAUGCCUGACCCGACCCAGGAUGAGGUUCGAGAGGAGGGGGAGAAGGUGCUCUCAUCUAGACCCUCGGCUGAGGAGGUGCUGGCGGAUCUAGCUGUGCCCGUGGACGGGACCGAAGUCCUCUCAGACAUCUUUGGAUUAGAUCUGAGGAGAGGAGAAGGAGGACAGUAUAAGAUAACUGCUCACAACCCCAACGCCAGUCUGACUGAUCUGCUGAACUCUCCCAUCCCCUCCUCUCCUGUCCCCACUACCUCACCGUCCCCGGAACUGAGAAGACGGCACCAGGCUAAGAGCCCCCCAGAGGAAGGGAAGACAGGGACUGAGGAAAGCAAGGAGGCCAAGUCAGAGCCGGAGAAAGCAGAGGGAGUGGAUGGAGAAAAGCAGGAGGAGGAGAGGAGAAAGGAGGAGAGGAGAAAGGAGGAGAGGAGAAAGGAGGAGAGGAGAAAGGAGGAGAAGGAGCCGAAAGCUAAAGCGAGACAGCACCACACCUCCAAGUCUGAUGAGCAUGACAUGCAGGAGUCUGCCUUCUGGAAGAACAUCAUCGCUUAUCAGAGGAAGCUGCUGAACUAUUUUGCUCGGAACUUCUACAACAUGAGAAUGCUGGCGUUGUUCGUGGCCUUCGCCAUCAACUUCAUCCUCCUCUUCUACAAGGUGUCCUCCUCCUCAGCGGUGAUCCCCGAAAGCAGAAGUCCCCGGUCAAGCAGCAGUGUGCGGUGGGACCCCCUGAUGGAGGGUAGUGAGCCCCAGGAGACCCAAGACCCCCAGCAGGGCCCUUUGUUUGUCCACUUUGUGCUGGAGGAGAGCACCGGAUACAUGGAGCCCACCCUACGUAUCCUGGCCAUCCUACACACUGUCAUCUCCUUCUGCUGCAUCAUAGGUUACUACUGCCUCAAGGUCCCGUUGGUGAUCUUCAAGCGUGAGAAGGAGGUGGCGAGGAAGCUGGAGUUUGAUGGUCUCUACAUCACAGAGCAGCCGUCGGAGGAUGACAUUAAAGGCCAGUGGGACAGACUAGUGAUUAACACUGGAUCGUUUCCAAACAACUACUGGGAUAAGUUUGUGAAGAGGAAGGUAAUGGAUAAGUAUGGAGAAUUCUACGGCCAUGACCGCAUCAGUGAGCUGUUGGGUAUGGACAAGGCUGCUCUGGACUUCAGCGACGCCCACGAGAAGAAGAAACCCAAGAAAGACAGCUCCUUAGCCGCAGUAUUAAACUCUGUAGAUGUCAAGUACCAGAUCUGGAAACUAGGAGUCGUCUUCACAGACAAUUCGUUCCUGUACCUGGCUUGGUAUAUGACCAUGUCCGUCCUGGGUCACUACAACAACUUCUUCUUUGCUGCUCAUCUCCUGGACAUCGCCAUGGGCUUCAAGACCCUCCGCACCAUCCUGUCUUCUGUCACGCACAACGGCAAACAGCUGGUUCUGACAGUAGGACUACUAGCUGUAGUUGUGUAUCUCUACACCGUGGUGGCUUUCAACUUCUUCAGGAAGUUCUACAACAGGGGGGAAGAGGGAGAGACACCGGACAUGAAGUGUGAUGACAUGCUCACGUGUUACAUGUUCCACAUGUACGUGGGCGUGCGGGCAGGAGGGGGGAUCGGUGACCAGAUCGAGGAUCCAGCGGGUGAUGAGUAUGAGAUCUACAGGAUCAUCUUUGACAUCACCUUCUUCUUCUUCGUCAUCGUCAUCCUCCUGGCCAUCAUCCAGGGUCUGAUAAUUGAUGCGUUUGGUGAACUGAGAGACCAGCAGGAGCAGGUGAAGGAGGAUAUGGAGACCAAAUGCUUCAUCUGCGGAAUUGGAAACGACUACUUUGAUACAGUUCCUCACGGCUUCGAAACCCACACCCUGCAGGAGCACAACUUGGCCAACUAUCUAUUUUUUGUGAUGUAUCUCAUUAACAAAGACGAAACAGAGCACACAGGCCAGGAGUCGUAUGUGUGGAAGAUGUACCAGGAGCGGUGCUGGGAAUUCUUCCCUGCCGGAGACUGUUUCCGGAAACAAUACGAAGACCAGCUCAACUGAUCAAUUCAUCAACUGAUCAAUUCAACUGACUACUGAUCAACUCAUCUAUUGAUCCAGAUUCAGAGACUCGUCCUUUCUUACUGAUCAAUAUGAAAGGCUGCUUCGUCACCUUCCUUCGUCAGCUAGCCCACGUUGUUUGGAAUCCUUACCAGACACUGUACAUAAUAAUAUAAUGAUAAUUGACUGUAUAAUGUCCUUCCUGGGUGCAUUUGGAGAACAGGGCUGUGUUUUGACAUGAGGACUUUGAGGACUCAAUGCUUCAUCUAUACAUUUGCUUUAAUAAUAGAUUUAAAUGAUUGGAGGAAAGACGCAGAAGAAGAAAAACAAGGACGUUCCAUUUGAAAAAGUAAAACCAAACUGCUUUGUGGACGGGACGGGUUUCUCCAGAGAACACAUGAAUGAAUACAAAAGGCUGUUGCUCAUCCUCUGCGCCUCAGGAAUGACAUGGUGUACAGUACAUACAUGUACAGAAUACUGAGAGGAGAUGAAGGCCAGGCCCAGUGGAUGGAGAGCUGGACAGAUGGGGACGUGAUGAGGAAACGGUGCCUUACCAAGCCGGGUCUGAGCGGAGCUAUGCAAGCUGGAGAAAAGAGGAACGUUUGGAUGGCAUCAUCAACACAUCAGCACAUCAUGUGGAGACUGCUACACAGGGCUGAUAUUUAUGACAUAACGAUGGGAGUCUUUGUGUGUCUGAGAGACAGCGUGGACAUAGUGUGUGUGUUGGAGAUAAGACAAGGAGGGAGAGAGAGAGAGAGAGAGACAGAGAGAGGAGAGAGAGGAGAGGG